Messenger RNA from Leptonychotes weddellii (Weddell seal), 2409 nucleotides. The record is from RefSeq and is a predicted model, not a curated record. NCBI's taxonomy places the organism in Eukaryota, Metazoa, Chordata, Mammalia, Carnivora, Phocidae.
CGGCUCUUCUUCGGUGUUUUCGGGGCUUGGGGGCGCGGGGAGUGUUUUUUGGCGGGGAAGUCGCUUGGCAGCAACUUUCUCUUUUUCAACGGGCGGAGGCGCCUUUGCGCCGUUGGGGAACCGUUUCGAAUUCGGCCUCCGGCGCGGACGGUAAAACCGUUGGUCUCGGUGCGGUUUUCUCCGCUGCGCAACAGGGAGGAUAGUUGGCGCCCUCGCUUUUCCGGGAGGGUUGGGAGGGCUCCGUACACUGAAUUGAGGAGAGGAUCUGAGGGAGCCUGUAGGCCGUGGAGGCCUCACCUGCUCCCCCGUCAGGAGGCGGCGUUUCCUCAGCUCUCGCCGGUGUUUCUUCACAGCCUCAUGGAUCCCGAGAGGGAGAGGACCGGGAGGCACCUCAAGAAGGGCAGAAAGAGGAGGCGGGCCGCGAACACGCUGGUCGGGGCGGCUGAGGCGAUGAGAGCCCGUUGGACCCUGGAGGAGAGGCAGCCUGAGGCCAAGAAAGCCCGCUUAUCUACCAUUUUAUUUGCUGAAAACUGUGAAGUGACCCACGAUCAGUUAUGUGAAUUGCUGAAGUAUGCAGUUCUGGGCAAAUCCAGUGUUCCUAAACCCAGCUGGUGCCAACUUUUCCACCAAAACCACCUGAACAACGUGGUGGUUUUUGUACUGCAGGGAAUGAGCCAGCUACACUUUUACAGGUUCUAUUUGGAAUUUGGAUUUCUCCGAAAGUCAUUCAGACACAAAUUCCGCUUGCCACCACCAUCAUCUAAUUUCCUAGCUGAUAUCAUUGGACUGCAAAAGAAACAAGUAACGGGGGAUCUAUCCAAGAUGGUGGAAGGGUCUUUACCUUCUGCCAGUUCAAAAGUCAGCAUCAACCUGCAGAAUGACCCUAUUAUUCAAAAGUAUGGCUCUAAGAAAGUGGGCUUAACCAGAUGCCUUCUCACAAAGGAGGAAAUGAAAACAUUUCACUUUCCAUUACAGGGUUUUCCUGACUGUGAAAACUUUGUACCUACCAAAUGUAAUGGUUCUAUAACAGACAACAGUCCUCUCUUUGGACUUGACUGUGAAAUGUGCCUCACAUCCAAGGGGAGAGAGCUAACACGCAUCUCACUGGUUGCUGAAGGAGGCUGCUGUGUUAUGGAUGAACUCGUUAAACCUGACAACAAGAUUAUGGACUACCUUACCAGCUUUUCAGGAGUUUCCAAACAAUGCUUCCAGUGCCAUCAAGUUCCUGCCUCAUUCAGACUUUGCUGUUCUCUGCAGGUUCUUGAGCAGGCCAGAGUGGAAAUCCCCCUGUUUCCCUUCAGCAUUGUCCAGUUCUCUUUUGAACCCUUUUCACCCAACCUCACUGAGGAGAUGAACAAGAGGAUGAGAAUCAAGUGGACAGAGAUGUCAACUGUUUAUGCUGGGCCAUUUAGCAAAAAUUGCAACCUCAGGGCUCUGAAAAGGCUGUUUAAGAGCUUUGGCCCAAUCCGGUCAAUGACUCUUGUUCUUGAAACCCAUCAGCCACAUCUCUGUAUACAAUAUGAAGUCCUGGAAGCUGCCCAGCUGGCCAUAGAAUCCUUGGAUGGCAUUCUGGUAGAAGGUGCCUGCAUUAAGGUGCAGAGGCCUGUGACAGAGCUCACCCUUGAUUGUAACACUCUUGUGAAUGAGCUAGAACAAGAUUCUGAGAACCGAGGUACUAUAUACCUGUCUGGAGUGAGCGAAACCUUUAAAGAACACCUAUUGCAGCAGUCCAACCUCUUCCUUGGCCUGGAAGCUGUCAUCUUGCCUAAAGAUCUUAAAAGUGGAAAGCAAAAAAGAUACUGUUUCCUGAAAUUCAAAACUUUUGGCAGUGCCCAAAGGGCCCUCAACAUUCUCAAAGGCAAGCACUGGAAGCUGAAAGGCCGGCAUGCCCUAACCCCCAGGCAUCUCCAUGCUUGGCUCAGGGGCUUACCUCCUGAAUCAAGAAGGCCCCCAGGGGUUCGUGUCAUACCUCCCCCCUCCGAGCAGCAAGCCUUACAGGCUCUGAAGGUGGACCACCCAAAGAUAGCAGCCUGGCGCUGGGGCCGGAAGAUAGGAAAGCUCUACCACAGCCUGGGCCCAGGCACCCUCUGCCUCAUCUUGCUGCCAGGAACCAAGAGCACUCAUGGAUCAUUCUCUGGCCUAGGACUGAUGGGAAUAAAAGAUGAAGAGGAAAGCACCACCCCAAACAUGUGUUCGUGAGUCUGACCAUCAUUUUCCAUGUGCUGUUUCUUAUCCCUCGUGGGCAGUGGCAGAGAAUGUGGUCAGGCUAUAGCCUUUCUAUCUAGCAGACAGCUUUUGUGGAAAUGAUGUACCACUUAAGAAGUUCGGUCCAUUUAUAUGGCAUGUACAAAUGUUCAAUAAAUGCCUAAAAUUCAAGCAUCCUCAUCUUAAGACAGGGUGAGAAGGAAA